AUGAUCUACUCCUCUAUCACCGCUCUCAUCGCUCUGGUGGCUAUAACUGCUCCGACCACCGCUUGGACCAUCGACCAGCUCUGCGAUGCUUCGUUCAUAUCCUCGUGUUUGCCAGACAAUGCCGCACCUGGAGUGGUGAUUGACUCGUCCUCUUUAACCUCGUAUGUCGCAAACCAUACAAUGGGCUCCACCAUCCUCUACUUCUGCAAUGUGACAUUCGCCUACUCCCAUGCUGGAUUGAACGACCGGGUACAGGUCAACUAUUUUGUCCCCGAUGAAAGCUAUUUUGCCAAGCGGUAUCUCUCCACUGGAGGGGGUGGACUGGCCAUCAACUCCGGACCUACUGCUGGCUACGCCGGACUCCCAUACGGUGCUGUGACCGGUCGAACCGACGGCGGCUUUGACAGUUUCACCAACCAGUACAAUACCAACGGCGUGGAUCUCCUCGCGAACGGUACCCUCAAUUACGAGGAAUUGUUCCUCUUCGGCUACCAAGCUCAUCACGAGAUGGCUCUCCUGGGACAAAAGCUCACCCAAAAUGUCUAUGGCCUUGGUAACGAGACCAAGCUGUACUCGUAUUAUUCUGGGUGCUCGGAAGGAGGUCGCGAAGGCUGGAGUCAAGUCCAGCGUUUCGGGGAUCAAUUCGACGGCGCAUUGCUGGGUGCUCCUGCGUUCCGUUAUGCGCAGCAGCAGACCAUCGGUUAUGUCCCUGCGCCCUGCGAGCUCAGCGCCAUUCUCAAUGCGACGAUCGCUGCAUGUGAUCCUCUCGAUGGACGCGUUGACGGCGUUGUAUCUAGAAGUGAUCUGUGCCAGCUUAGCUACAACGUGUCCACUCUCAUCGGGACGUCGUACAAUUGCGCGGCUGAGGCGCCCCUUCCUGCUCAAAGCGGAAUCAUUUCUGCACAAGCUAUCGAGGUCGUGCAAACUAUCCUCAACGGUCUCAAGGAUAGCGAUGGUAAGCAGGUCUACUUCUCGUGGCAGCCUGCCGCGAGCUUUGCAGAUGCCACGCCGACUACCUUCAACGACAGCACCGGUCUGUGGGACAUCCCCGGCCUUUUACUCGCAGCUCCAACCAUUCAACGAUUGGUCAAUCUUGUGGAGACAAACAGCCUUUCUCUUGAUGGAGUUACUUACGAUACACUUCGAGACUGGAUCAUAUUUCUGAUGCAAAAGUAUUACGAUACGAUGCAAACAACCUGGCCGGACCUCACGCCAUUCUACGAAGCUGGGGGAAAGGUUAUACACUAUCAUGGUGAAUCGGACAAUUCCAUUCCGACCGCAUCUUCCGUUCGAUACUACGAGUCGGUCGCAUCCAUAAUGUAUCCGGGCAUGUCUUUCAACGACAGUCACUCCGCCCUUGGCGAAUGGUAUCGAUUGUUCCUCAUCCCUGGAGCUGGGCAUUGCGCCCCUAAUACGUUCCAGCCCAACGGCCCUUUCCCUCAAGCGCCACUCACUGAUCUUAUCUCUUGGGUUGAAAAGGGUGUCAAGCCGGUGACACUCAAUGCUACAGUCACGAAAGGACCUUACAAGGGUAACCAGCCGAUCUGUGCUUGGCCGCUGCGACCUUUGUGGAACGUCGAUGACUUGACGUGUGUCUACGAUCAGACCUCUAUCGACACCUGGAUGUACAAUUUGGAUGCGUACAAGUUCCCCGUUUAUUAA
Kwoniella shivajii is the source of this 1662-nucleotide messenger RNA. RefSeq lists its product as uncharacterized. The record is from RefSeq and is a predicted model, not a curated record. Bases 1 to 1662 code for a protein of 553 amino acids. Lineage: Eukaryota; Fungi; Basidiomycota; Tremellomycetes; Tremellales; Cryptococcaceae. The transcript has 2 exons.